This is a messenger RNA of Sugiyamaella lignohabitans, 1731 nucleotides long. It is a transcript of the gene CET1, whose product is annotated as Cet1p. Lineage: Eukaryota; Fungi; Ascomycota; Dipodascomycetes; Dipodascales; Trichomonascaceae. Gene Ontology annotation, cellular component: mRNA capping enzyme complex. Gene Ontology annotation, biological process: polynucleotide 5' dephosphorylation; 7-methylguanosine mRNA capping. Gene Ontology annotation, molecular function: polynucleotide 5'-phosphatase activity. The coding region runs from base 1 to 1731 and encodes 576 amino acids. The transcript has a single exon. The record is from RefSeq and is a predicted model, not a curated record.
AUGGAUAUUCGGAAUCUAAUUGCGCCAGAUGAGGGCCGUAGCGACAGCAUCACUAGUUCUACUACCAGCUCACCAGAUAUUAGUAGAAGACCUACCAAAGUAGCAGCACUUCUUAACGACAAUAUUGAGGGGUCGCCAUUAGAUGUGCUAUCAACAGCUGCUGCUCAAGCGGCUUUUAGCACACGUCAAAACAGUGUAUCUUCUAUUACAAACCCCGUUAAUGUGAAUAAUUUGGUUCAUGGAAGUACGCCGAUUAGUCCAGUGGUAUCAAACAGUUCGCGCUCAAGUAUCAGUCAGUAUCAUAUCGAUGAGGAGCAACGAUUAGGUCACUAUCAACAAACCCAGGACCACCUCAGACUGCAAGAGAUUCAACAGACAACUUUACGUGACCAAGAAGAUGUGCGUUUUCGAGAAGAACAGGAACAACAUCGCCUCCGUGAACGACAGGGACAGCAAAUCCUUCACGAUCAACAACAAGAACUGAGAGAACAACAAUACUCUAGUCAUCAACAGGAAGGACAGGAACAACAAUACGAAGUGAAUAGGCAACAACCAUCUUUGCACCGGGGAUCCCUUCCAUCAUAUCAUAGAUCCUCAACUACCCAAAGUCCUACUCAGACCGUGAGUGAACCUAGUAGUCAAAAUUCUAGUGUAAGCCAUGGCCGACGGGCAGCUAAUGGUGACUCAAUCCCAAAUUCUGUGGAUGUUUCGCCAAGAACUACACAUAAGACGGUAAAACCGAAGAGAUACUCAACUCCACCUAUAUGGGCACAGAAGUACCGUGCCGCCAACGUCCAUACUCACAAAGGGCAAUCGCAUAUGUCAAAUGGAAAUGGAGCUGCUGACUCUCGUUCGCAUAGUAUUGUCGGAAGUGAAUCAGGGAUGAUCUCAGUAUCUGGACUACCAAUGAGUAUGACUGGCCAGUUGCCAUUUGAAGACCUCACUCGAAAAAUAACUGAAUGGGUUUAUAGUCACCUUUUGCAAUUAGGAGACGACCGUAAGUACGUCGAAGUUGAAUUCAAGCUAGGGACUGUACAUGACAAGAGCACAGAACGUCGACUUGAGCUACCAAUCGUGACUGAAACAUUACUCCGCUCAGAUUAUGCUAAGGCACAUACAUUUUUCAAAGCGGAGAUGUCUGAUGAACAGUUCAACCGGGCCAAUCAGUUAUUAGAUAAAUUAUCUGGAGUCAUUAGUAGCUUUGAUGAUAGGCCCUCUCGACGAAGAAAUAUGACCUCGCUAUCGAAAUUGCCGGACUCGAAAACAAGAGACGUGAUAUAUUCAAGCAAGUCUAAGGCAGAAAAAACGCGAAUCACAUAUGAUCAAGCUGAUAAUAUCAUUGCUUCAAUUUCGAAACGGAGGAUUAGUGAUCUGGUAAUAUAUUCACCAGGAGACUUGCUUGACUUCCGCGUAUCAAUUUCAGUUGAGACUCCUUUCGAAGAGCUGAAUUCUCUGCAGAGGCAACGACCUGACACAAUUCGCAACAAAAACCGACAGUCAUUCAGUCAGGAAGGGGUUCAAGUUGAUCUCACAUCUGUAAUUUAUCAUAACAAAGCUCAAAACAGCUCGAAGGAGUUGGAACUAGAACUUGAAUCCGAUAAGUUGCUCCUGUUUUUCAACUCGUUUCAAGACAAGUCAGACCCAAAGGCUAUGGAUAAAUUUGAAGAACUAAUUCGACUUGGUGUAGACAACACUCGAAUUGUAGCUCGGAGGCUCAGUCGUGAGUCUUAG